Metarhizium brunneum ARSEF 3297 is the source of this 918-nucleotide messenger RNA. It is a transcript of the gene mtfA, whose product is annotated as C2H2 finger domain transcription factor mtfA. Gene Ontology annotation, molecular function: DNA-binding transcription factor activity, RNA polymerase II-specific; RNA polymerase II cis-regulatory region sequence-specific DNA binding. Lineage: Eukaryota; Fungi; Ascomycota; Sordariomycetes; Hypocreales; Clavicipitaceae. Gene Ontology annotation, cellular component: nucleus. Gene Ontology annotation, biological process: regulation of transcription by RNA polymerase II. The record is from RefSeq and is a predicted model, not a curated record.
AUGUACCGCUAUGCGCCUCAGCCACCACCAUCACCGCCAAUGGAGGAAACCAAAUGCUCGUUGCCUUCUAUUUCGAAACUCUUGGGGAUUGCUGAUGCCGGUUCCCCGACCAGUAUUGCAUCCCCAGACUCUACAUCCGAGUCACCUCUCACUGAAGAUCGAGCAGUUCCUCGACGACAAGAGACUCCAUUUUCCAACCACGAAAGCUGCAUAAACUCGAGCUACGCGCAGCAUCUUUCUCAGUCAAAGGGCUUUCCGCCCACUCCUCCUCUAGGCUCUGAUGCCUCUUUUGAUAAUCAUAGCUCCCCGAUCACCAAACCGCAAAGGCAUUUCUCCAUUGGAACCUUCUCCGGGGGUAAAUACCUGGAAGCAACGCCACCCCCGAUGGAGAGCGAUGCGCGACGAUUUUCACUACCGCAGCAAUCGGUAACUGGGACCCAAGGGCAUCCUCAGCACGCCAUUCCUCAACAGAAUCUGCCCCUGGGGGCUUUCCACAGCCUGUCAACAGUCGGGGGCUACUAUCACUCAGCACUCCCAUCUGGUGCCGCUCCGCAUCCCCAAAUUUCGAACCUCUACUACCAACAACCGCUGCCACAAACGUUCCCACCCAUGACGCUUCCCAUCGCAUAUACUCCGUCAUCUGGCAGCAACCCUUGGCAGCAUCACCACUACCUCAACCCCGUCCACGGCAUGUCCUACACGCAGAGUCAAGAUCGAUACAUCUGCCCCACGUGCAGCAAGGCAUUCAGUCGUCCUAGCAGCCUCCGUAUACACAGUCACUCCCACACAGGGGAGAAGCCGUUCAAAUGUCCCCAUGCAGGCUGUGGCAAGGCCUUCAGUGUCCGCAGCAACAUGAAACGACACGAACGUGGCUGUCACAGUUUCAAUAUCAACUCGGGUCGACAACCGUCAAGGUAG